AUGGUCGACGUUGCGCUGUACUUCUCGAUCCAGAUUUUCUUCAUCAUUCUUAGAGAAACUCUCGAGACUGCCAUCAUCAUCUCGGUGCUUCUUUCCUUCAUCAACAAGCGUGAGCCUACCACGGAAACACCAGAGAAUGCUCAUGUUCGACAAAUCAACAAGGGCCUCCGUCUCCAGGUGUGGUUGGGUGCCAUUGGAGGCCUUGCCAUUUGUCUAGUAAUUGGACUUAUUUUCAUUUUCUGCUUCUACUUUGUCGAGAAAGAUCUCUGGUCCUACACCGAGAGAUUAUGGGAAGGCAUCUUUUCGCUUUUGCUGAGUGUCAUUAUCACCUUCAUGGGUGUCGGACUUCUUAGAAUAAACAAGGUCAUGAAGAUUAAGUGGUGGAUUAAGUUGGGUGAUGCAUACACAGAUAGCUCCAAGCUUGAUACCAUUGGAGCUGAAGAAGCAUCCAGUGGAGCUGAAGACCAACAAACUCCACAGACGUCACUCUUGCCUAGCAAGAAUAAACCACAUAAGGAGAAGUGGUCCCAGAGGUACUUUUUGGCCAUUUUGCCCUUCAUCACCACGUUGCGUGAAGGUCUUGAGGCCGUGGUUUUCGUAGGAGGAAUUGGAAUGUCUCAACCACUCACAUCGCUCCCGCUUGCGGUACUUUCGGGUCUCUUGCUUGGUUCUGCCAUCGGAAUUUCGCUCUACAAAGGUGGAAACAAGAUGUCCUUACAAUACUUUUUGAUCUGCUCCACGUGCUUUUUGUAUGUAGUGAGUGCUGGGCUCAUGAGUCGUGGUGUGUGGUUCUUGGAACUCGAAAGAUACGUUCGUCUCUGUGGUGGUCUUGAUGUCAGUGAAACAGGAAGUGGCCCGGGCUCUUACGACAUCAGCACUGCAGUGUGGCAUGUCAACUGCUGUAAUGGAUUAAGAGACGGAUGGUGGAUGGUGGCUAAUGCUAUAGUCGGAUGGACGAACACUGCAACAUACGGAAGUGUCGGCUCAUACUUGGCAUACUGGCUUCUAGUUUCUUUGUGGCUUCGUUUACGUUUGUAUGAGGAGAGAAACGGCUACUUCCCAUUGAUUCCCAUUAAGUGGCAGCUCAAGAGAAUCAGGAAAAAAGUCAGACUUUACGAGGCCCGCCAUCAGCAGGAGUUGCUGGCCGAGCAGGAGAGAAGAGCCGAGGCCGAGUUGAUGGAGUAA
Messenger RNA from Sungouiella intermedia, 1185 nucleotides. NCBI's taxonomy places the organism in Eukaryota, Fungi, Ascomycota, Pichiomycetes, Serinales, Metschnikowiaceae. The record is from the annotation of a GenBank genome assembly.